AUGCGACCGUUUUGUCAGUCAUCCAGCCAGUAUUUCCCUCGGUCAACUGGGAGUCCGUUCAGGGACUCUCAACUAUAUCGUGAGAAUCAUGGCCAGGACUUCGCUGAGCACGAUCGUCCCGAAGUUCGUCAAGCUUCAAAUCGAAACUCGCCUCGGCCUACCCCGUUCUCUACCGGUAGAAAUCCAACCAGCGAGCCGUACGACCAGCAACACAAUUCUGAUGGUAGCGAUGACGACCGCAAGGUCGCUGGACAUGUUCAAGAAUCCGUUCCUAGUUCAUACAGCAAGUCCUCUUAUCCCGAAACCACGACAAUCACCCGUCCGAGCUCCACGUAUACGAGCCGAGGCUCCAGAUACACCCCCUUCUCUACAACGACCGAGGCAUCUCAAGUAAUAUGCGCUCUGAGCGAAGCCCGGGGUGUCACUCCGUCCGUCGGUGCCGCAUUUGUCAACAUUUCGACCAGCGAAGUUAUUCUCACCCAUAUAUCUGACUCUCAGUUCUAUUCCAAGACCAUCCACAAGCUGCAUGUGCUAGAGCCCUCUCGUAUCCUUCUUCUCGCUUCUGCUGGUUCAGCAAAUCCCAAGUCUCAUAUGCGGCCCAUGAUAGAGGAGAAUGUCCCCUCUGCUCGGAUCAUCUUCUUUGACCGGAAACACUGGUCAGAGUCUGCGGGAGAGCAGUACCUGGACACCCUGGCUCCCCGAGACGAUGCAGAAACCGUCAAGGUCGCCAUCCACGGGAACUUCUAUACCACUUGCGCCUUUGCUGCUGCCAUGAAGUACCUAGACCUGGAAUUAGCCAUCAGGGUGGUGCCGCACUCUCUCCGAGUGAGGUAUGAGCCUUCUGAAGAUACAAUGAUGAUCGACGUGUCGGCUAUCCGGUCUCUGGAGCUACUCCAAAAUCUCCGCAACCCUGGAUCCAAGGACUGCCUGUUCGGUUUGUUGAACCACACCCGAACACCGAUGGGCGCUCGCCUGCUGCGAAGCAACAUAUUACAGCCCUCGACCUGUCUGGAUCCUGUACUCAAACUACGUCAUGACGCGGUUGCGGAGCUUACGUCGUCGGAAGAGAUUUUCACAGCUGUCCGCAACGCACUCAAAUCCUUCCCCGAUGCAGAACGAGUUUUGACCAAGUUGGUUUUGAUCCCCAAGAAGCCGAGCUUGAGCGCGGCAGAGUAUGCCAUCAACGAUGUGGUCUUGACGAAGACCUUUCUAGACGCAGUUCCAAACAUUUACGAGGCCUUGGCGUCUGCUGAAUCUGAUCUCUUGUGUCAGAUACGGGGGAUUUGCGGACCGGACCUGACAAAACCGGUCCGGGAGAUGAUCGCUGAAGUGAUUCAAGAAGACAUCGCUCUCAUGAAAUCACCUCUCGACAUGCGGAAUGCGCGCAUGUUUGCCAUCAAGCCAACGAUCGACGACCUUCUUGAUGUUGCUAGAUACGUGUACAGAGACGUGACACAAGACAUUCAUAGCUAUGUUGCUCAGUUGAGUGAGGAGCUGGGCGUGGCAGCGCAGCUCAAAUAUGACCCCGGCAGGAAGUACUGGCUCCAGUUCCGAGCUGUUGAUUUUGAGGAUAGGGGCAUCCCCGAAGUACUGGUCAAUCGGGUCGUAAAAAAAGGCUUCCUCGAGUGCCUGACGCUUCGUCUAAAGCAACUUAACGCUCGUGUACAGGAUGCUGUGGACGAAACACUCAUCCGCGGAGACCAGGCGAUCCAUGACCUUCUCGACAGGAUUCGGACACAGAUCCAGCCCAUGUUCCGAGUGUGUGAUGCCGUUGGAAUGCUCGACAUGUUGGCGUCAUUCAGCCACGUCGUCACGUUGCGAGACUAUGUACGGCCGGACAUGACAGGGACGCUCGCAAUCAAGGCGGCACGGCAUCCUAUCCUGGACAUGAAAAUGUACGACCAAUUCGUUCGGAACGACAUCUACUCGACGGAGGAGUUCCGGUUCAAGAUCAUCACGGGGUGCAACAUGGGCGGCAAGAGCACAUACAUUCGAACAGUGGCCCUCCUCCAGAUCAUGGCACAAAUAGGAUGCUUCGUGCCGGCGCACUAUGCGGCUUUCCCGAUUAUGGAGAGCAUAUUUGUGCGAGCAUCGACUGAUGAUGACCUAACCGCAAACUUGUCCACGUUCUCAGUGGAGAUGCGGGAGAUGGCAUUUAUUCUGAGGAAUAUCACCCGAAAGAGUCUCGUCAUCAUAGAUGAGCUGGGGCGAGGGACGUCGACACGAGAUGGGCUCUCGAUUGCCAUAGCCAUGGCCGAGGCGUUAAUUCAGAGCCGGGCAUCUGUCUGGUUUGUGACACACUUUCACGAUCUUGCUGAGGUGUUAGUGGAUCGUCCCGGGGUGAUGAAUCUGCAUUUAGCAUCAAGGAUCGAGUCCAAUCCGGGGGAUGGAAUACCACGGAUGAAAAGGCUGUUUAGCGUGGAAACGGGGAAGACCGAAGAUGAACACUACGGAAUUAUGCUCGCUAAGCAGGUCGAUCUUCCUCCUGGGUUCAUCGAGAAAGCCGAAGAAGUGGCGAGGAGCCUUCAGCAAAAGCGAGCAUCUGACAAGAACGACCCGAACGCGUGGAAAGUAGUCAACAGACGCAGGCUGGUGCUCCAUCUGCACGAACAGCUCAAACUGAUUCAUGCCUCCGGCAUGGAAGGGAAGCGGCUCGGGACCUACCUGGGGCAGCUUCAGGAGGAGUUUGUGAUGAAGAUGGCGGCGGUGGAAGAGGGACGCGAUCUCUCGGCCGAGUGUUCGGACGAAACGGGAGACCCAGAGCCGAUGGAAGUGGACGAGGGAGAAGACAAUUCGGAAGAGGAAGAGGUCUACGCUGAAGAUGGACGUGGAUUUGAUGACGAGGGGAUUGAUGAUACGACAUUGAUGGAGGUCGGGCCGUGA
Molecule: messenger RNA, 2883 nt
Organism: Sodiomyces alkalinus F11
Lineage: Eukaryota; Fungi; Ascomycota; Sordariomycetes; Glomerellales; Plectosphaerellaceae
Product: muts domain V
Exons: 9
Coding region: 1-2883 (960 amino acids)
Biological process (GO): reciprocal meiotic recombination; mismatch repair
Cellular component (GO): nucleus
Molecular function (GO): ATP-dependent DNA damage sensor activity; ATP binding; mismatched DNA binding
Source: RefSeq, a predicted model, not a curated record